AACGCAAGUCAACGCCAAWCGCUUCACGAUCAAACAGUCAGGUAGAAAGGUGGGAAACUAGGUUUAUUUCAGUACUAAAGAUCCUUCAAAAUGCGUGAAAUUGUACAUUUGCAAGCUGGACAGUGCGGAAAUCAAAUUGGUGCAAAGUUUUGGGAGGUGAUCUCGGACGAGCAUGGCAUCGACCCUACUGGCACUUACCACGGCGAUUCAGACCUACAACUUGAACGAAUUAACGUGUAUUAUAAUGAAGCUACUGGCGGGAAAUACGUCCCUCGUGCUGUUUUAGUAGACUUAGAGCCAGGAACUAUGGAUUCUGUUCGUUCUGGUCCUUUCGGACAAAUUUUCCGUCCCGACAACUUUGUAUUCGGUCAAAGUGGCGCUGGUAAUAAUUGGGCAAAGGGACAUUACACUGAGGGUGCUGAAUUAGUUGACUCCGUACUUGAUGUGGUUAGAAAAGAAGCUGAGAGCUGUGACUGCUUACAAGGAUUCCAGCUUACACACUCACUAGGUGGUGGAACAGGCUCUGGUAUGGGAACUCUUCUCAUUUCCAAGAUCCGUGAAGAAUAUCCGGAUAGGAUCAUGAACACCUUUAGUGUGGUUCCCUCACCAAAGGUGUCAGACACUGUUGUAGAACCAUACAAUGCUACCCUAUCAGUCCAUCAGCUGGUUGAGAACACAGAUGAGACCUACUGCAUUGAUAAUGAGGCCUUGUACGAUAUUUGCUUUAGAACCCUUAAGCUCACUACUCCCACUUAUGGAGAUUUGAAUCAUUUAGUUUCUGCUACCAUGAGUGGUGUUACAACAUGCCUCCGAUUUCCUGGUCAGCUCAAUGCUGAUUUAAGGAAACUGGCUGUAAACAUGGUACCAUUCCCACGUCUUCAUUUCUUUAUGCCUGGCUUUGCUCCACUGACCAGCAGAGGGUCUCAACAAUACCGUGCCCUGACUGUCCCUGAACUUACACARCAGAUGUUYGAUGCCAAGAACAUGAUGGCUGCUUGUGACCCAAGACAUGGYCGCUAUCUCACYGYUGCUGCAAURUUCCGYGGACGCAUGUCCAUGAAAGAGGUUGAUGAGCAGAUGYUGAAUGUGCAGAACAAGAACAGYUCAUACUUUGUUGAAUGGAUUCCCAACAAUGUGAAGACAGCUGUCUGUGACAUCCCACCAAGAGGCCUGAARAUGKCUGCWACYUUCAUUGGUAACAGCACAGCAAUCCAGGAGCUGUUCAAGCGUAUCAGCGAGCAGUUCACAGCUAUGUUCAGGAGAAAGGCUUUCCUUCAUUGGUAUACAGGAGAGGGUAUGGACGAGAUGGAAUUCACUGAGGCUGAGUCCAACAUGAACGACUUGGUGUCUGAAUACCAACAAUACCAAGAUGCAACUGCUGAAGAGGAAGGAGAAUUUGAUGAAGAGGAGGAAGAGGGUGAAGCUGCUUAAAUAAUUCAGUACUACUCUAACAAAAAAAAAACACUUAUUUGUCUGUAAUCUUUAAACUAUAAAAAACUACCUUACAGUUAACUUUGUGUUUUUAUCUGGAAUUUAAAACUAUAUGCUGAUUUUAUGGAAAAGGUUUUAUUUUUGUGUGAGAGAGUUAUAGAAUAUUUAUAUUUAUAGUGUAUAUUACUUGAGUUUAUUGAUGGUAUAACCAUUUGCUCUGGAACUUAUUAGCAGUUUGCAUCAAUAAAAUGGAGUGACCUAA
Messenger RNA from Exaiptasia diaphana, 1693 nucleotides. RefSeq names its product tubulin beta chain. The record is from RefSeq and is a predicted model, not a curated record. The coding region runs from base 91 to 1431 and encodes 446 amino acids. The transcript has 6 exons. NCBI's taxonomy places the organism in Eukaryota, Metazoa, Cnidaria, Anthozoa, Actiniaria, Aiptasiidae. Gene Ontology annotation, cellular component: cytoplasm; microtubule. Gene Ontology annotation, molecular function: structural constituent of cytoskeleton; GTPase activity; GTP binding. Gene Ontology annotation, biological process: mitotic cell cycle; microtubule cytoskeleton organization.